Messenger RNA from Anolis carolinensis (green anole), 5259 nucleotides. It is a transcript of the gene fam234b, whose product is annotated as family with sequence similarity 234 member B. NCBI's taxonomy places the organism in Eukaryota, Metazoa, Chordata, Lepidosauria, Squamata, Anolidae. The transcript is spliced from 13 exons. The coding region runs from base 222 to 2078 and encodes 618 amino acids. The record is from RefSeq and is a predicted model, not a curated record. Gene Ontology annotation, molecular function: protein binding.
GGGGGGAGUGUCUCCGUUUCCAGAGGCGUUGGGAGAAAUACAGGAAGGGAGGUGUGUCUCCCAGCAGGGGAGCAUGGCCUAGACAUCCUCCUCUAUCCAAUUCUGCCCACCUUUUUCUCUCUGAGGAGGCACAGCGCCAGCUUCUUCGUCCAGUCUCCCCGCAGCACUACACUUCCCAGGAGGCAAAGGAGGCGGGCGCAUGCGCAUUGAGCAGCUCCACCAUGGCCACGGUGCUGUCCCGGGCGCUGAAGCUGCCAGGCAAGAAGAGCCCAGAUCUUGGGGAAUAUGAUCCUCUCACCCAGGCUGACAGUGAUGAAAGCGAAGAUGAUCUGGUGCUCAACUUGCAGAAGAAUGGCGGAGUCAAAAAUGGAAAGAGUUCCCUGGGGGAAGUGCAGGAUGUGGACUCAGAUGUGGAAGUUGGGAUGACGAAGCAGCACCUGUCAGAGGGUACGGCAGAGGAAUAUCCCACUGAGGCCAGCAAUAGCUUGGAGCUGAAGACGGCGAACUCCUUGAUGCCUUAUUUCCGCACGGCCAUCUUUUUGCUCACAGUGGUGAUCUCUAUGAUCCUCGUGUUGGUGUGUGCCUUCCUUAUUCCUUGUCCUGCGAGAGACUUGCAUAACACUUGGGUCCGCAACUUGGGUCAGGAGGCAGGUGGUGUGCUGUUUCCACCUGAACUUUUUGAUGUCAACGGUGAUGGUCUUCCUGAUAUCCUGCUCUCUUUUACAGCUCUGAAAAAUGCCAGUGUGAUGGGUGUCUCUAAACCAUGGGUAACUGUGAUGGCCCUUUCGGGCAUGAAUGGCAGCACCCUGUGGUCCAGUCAUGUGAAAGAGGAGAUUCGGAGUGUGCAAUGUAAGGGCUUGAACCUUAUGUCCUCAACAGAGCCUGUCUGCCUCAUUACUGGGACCUCUAAAUUCCUCAGUCUUCUGAGUGCAUCUUCAGGAAAACCAAUUUGGACCCUUGACGCAUCCCAUCUACCUAGUGGAACCUUGGCAGCUCCAGCUGUUUCUGUACCUGAUGUGGAUGGAGACAGGGUCAAUGAUUUGGUGAUCCUGGCUAUUGGAGAAACUCAGCCAGACUUAUGCUUCAUCUUGGUGUCUGGUAAAACCGGAAACCCUGUGGGAGGGGCAGUGAAGUACAGUAUUAAUGGAAAUGGAAAGUUGAUUGGCCCUCAGGCUCACGUUACUGGCCAUGGAGCGAUCUACAUCUUGUUUGGUUUUGGUAAUGUUCAAGCAGUUGCCUUGCGUGAUAUUUUUGCUCAGGCUAGAAACCGUGACAGCUUCCCACUAGUGCUGCAGCGAGAGGAGCCUGAAUGGGAAAAGCGCCGCUCUGUCAAUUUGUCAGAACUUAUUGAUAUUUACAGUGGUGGUGUUGAGUUUCUGCAGGCAGUAAAGUCUCCAGAUGGCAAUUGCAGUGACCUUCUCAUUACUACUGAUCGUGGUUUGACCUUACUGAGGGGACAGGAUUUGGAGCCUCGCUGGACUCUGAAACAGCAAGACAUUGACAGCCAGCCUUCUCCAGGCUACUUCAGCAAUGAUCAGAUCCUGGACUUCAUGGUUCAGGCACAGAGUGCAGGCAACAUCACCAAAAAGCUGCUGGUAGUGGAUGGUAAAUCAGGCCUCCCACUCUGGAACUAUGAGCUGCCCUGUCACAUGAAAAAAUCAGAUACACUCUCAGUGAUGACAUUGGACAAGAAAUCUGUCUUUCUCUUCUGGGCCAAUGAGAAGCAGUCCAUCCUGAAAAGCUUGGAACCUAGCCCAAGAGUACACCAUCUUUAUCUUCUUCAUCCCACUUUUCCUGCACUCCUCUUGGACCUCGGUAAUACAACAGGCACAGUGACAGCUUCUUCCAUUGGAAUCAAUGAUCUUCAAAAAGAUGCAUUUUAUAUCACUGUAACAACAAGCAUCACCUCCGAACACCAACCGGGCUUUCUGUCAGUCAGCAAACUCCGCCUGAGGUGGGCUUUGAUGACUCAAAGUCAAGAGGUACCCUUCAAGGACACAGAUCCCAAAAUCAGUCGUGGGGAAUUGAGGCGUUUUCUUUCUAGGAUCAAAUUCACGGAUUUCACUCACAAGUUCUAGCCAUGGAACUCCUCAGGUUUUUGGAGCAAUGGGACAGAAAUGUGGUUCGCAAUAUCAGCAAGCCAGGCUGCUCAGACAGACAUCCUGAUGUAUUCAGCCAAUCAAUAAUGGAGACUGGAAACCCAGCUGCCAAUAGCUGCACAAUGCUGGAGAGGCUGUACCGACCUGGACCGACCUCAGGCAUACUAACCUGGAAGGAAUGCUGCUCGAUCCCUUUGUUGCAACUCCCUGCCUGUAUAAUUCCUUCCAGGAAGAUUGAAGAUGUAAAUUUAUGCAGAGAUGAUGACAUAUCUGUAUGUAUAUUGUAUUUUUAAGUUAUAAAAUCAUUCAGGAAGCUCAAAUUCGUAUCUUAGGAAAAAUCUGUGCAUUUUUCUUUUCUUCGUAUUGUAUUCUUAGCUUUUGGGUUCCUUCAUAUCUUUGAUCUUCUCUGUUGUGUCCCAUUCCAUUCUUCUUCCCACCCCCACCUUUUCUCACUCAAGGCUAAAUGGUACUAUAUGUUUACUAUUAUAUAUGCUCCCCCAUGAGUUCAGAUCUAGAUGGAUUUGAUGCUGUGUUGUCUCAAAUCUGCCCCCUCUUCUGAUCAUGUUGGAACUAGCUGCCCUGUGGUUUGCUAUAAUUUUGGGUAUUCAGCAUAUUGCAAAGCAUUCAUUGCAAUGUUAUUUAGUAUUGACAGGGAGUGUCUGAAAAUGCCUUGCUAUAUUUUGGUGCAAUACAACUGUAGGUGGUGUUCUCACUUUGCAAGAAGACUUCUAUAAUGACCAUAAUGAUCCAUAAUUCAUAUCUAACUCUUCCUCUUACAAAAGCAAGAAAUAGAUGGAAACCAGAGCACUGGUCCAUUUUCUUAGGUGAUGAUUCCUAGCUACAGGGUGGUCUAUGUAAAGCAGUUUUCUCCAAACUGGUGGCUCCAGAUAUGUUGAUUACAACUCCCAUCAUUCCUGGCCAGAGAUUAUCUACAAGAGAAACUUUGUAGUGUUUCCAUUUUAAGUCUGUUAAACAACUUCAUUUUUCAUUACUGUGUCAACUAAAUUGUGUCGACUCCUUGCCUAAGUUUGUGGAGCACACCCCAUGUCUUGAUUUCAAAUAGAAUCUGAAGCUGCAUUAGAUUCAGCACCGUGAUUGAUGAGAGAGGCAGCAAGUCAGAAAGGAAAGUGUUGCCCUUCUCCCUCUUUCAGAGCUCUUUGUGGCUCUCACCUCCACACUUGCCAUUUCCCUUCUCUGCUGAUACCAUUUUCUUUUCACUCCAAUGCCUUCUUCUGAGUGAUGGUUCCUCCAAAAAGGGUUUGUGAGAGGAGUGGCUUCUGUGCCACAGACAUAGACCACAGCCAUCUGCCCAGUUCUGUGCUACAAGGAAGGACUCAAAGGAAGACGUUUGAGUCUGUGGGUGUUUGCGUGAAACUGAACCAGUCUUUUUCCUGUUGUGGUAUUUGCAGCAGCAGGGAGGUAGCCAGCCCCUCUCUCCACAUUGAGAUAUUUGGGAUUAUCUAGAAGGAUUACCCAGCCAUAGCAGCUGUUCCAGAGGCUGUGCUGGCCAUCUCUCAGCUGCAGCAUCUGCCAUUAAUGGAAAGUAGUUCUUGAGACUUUCCAGCAUAGUAGUGGAUGUUGAGGGGUGAUCUUUUUGGAGGCUGGUAGAUUUGCCUCCUCUUUCACUCUGCAGCUUUAGGUAUAAUAUUCACCACAUGGGAGAACCAACCCUAUUUCUUUUAUGUGAAAGAAGACUGUCUGUGGCAUUUGGGGAAAUCAUAAAGAUUCAGCUCCUUCAUGAAACCACUCUCCAUUGUACAGUUUCCAUUUUUUUAGUAGUUCCUGCCAACUGGUAUGUAAGAUAUAAUCUAUAUUGGAGGCCAUCAACAAAUCAUGCGAGUUUUUAAUUUCAGAAUAUCAUUAUGUACUUAGUUGAAAGUCUUCCUUUUGUCUGUGUUCAGUUUCCCAGGACUGGAUGACCCUGAGUAUUUAUAACAGAAGGAGAAAAACUUCUUUGCAUGGCUAGGUUUAUAUACUUUUUUCUAAAGUCCCAAAUGUAAUCUUUCAUUAUAGGACAGUUGCUCCAGCUUUUUCAUCAGUUGUUUUUUUUCAUGUAUGCUUUGCAGGUCUAUGAUACGAUUUUGAGAUAUGGUUAUCCAGGCGAUGAUUGCUCUGUAGAUUUAUAUAAAAACAUUCCAGUCUUAGAAAUGUAUUUGAUUCCUUUCCCAAUCAUCCCUAGUGUGGACUUUUCUUGCCUAUUACACCUUGGAUCAAAUUCUCCAUUAGGAUACAACCCUAAGAUCUCAUUUUGUACUUCAGAUUGCAUCUAUAAAUGGCCCAGUUAGGACUUUUUGUGUAUCUCUUUGCACUUCUUCACGUUAUAAUUUGUACAUAAUUUAUACUUUAUAUUGUAAAGUUUACACUGAGGUACAGAUGCUAAUUCACCUAUUUGUGUGAAAUUCUGUUGGAGUUCAUUGUAGAACCUUGCUUUUUAAAACCCUUCUGAAUAUUUUGAUGUUACCUGAAAACUUGGCUAUCAUGCUGCUCAUCCCUAAUCGCAGAGUAUUUAUGAACAAAUCUAUUUCCAAUCCCUGAUUCUUGGGUGGUGGUAUUCCACUUUUCAUAACUCCAUGUGAAGACUGUCCAUUGAUUCCUUUCCAUAUACUCAUGUUAGAUCAAGGCCACAAUGAGAGGAAUAUUCGUCCAUUGAAAUAAUUUGUAUAUACAUUGGUCUCUCUCUCUCUCUUGUAAAUGUCUGUUCAUCACAAUGAUACUUUAACCAGUCCUUGAUGAAGGACCUGCUCAUUUUUAUUCUUGAACCUUUGGAGAGUUUGUAUAUAUGAGAGGAAAAUUUAGGUAAGCAGUUCUGUAAAUACUAGCAAAACAAACAGCACUUGUCUUCCCCCAAAAUGCCCUAGACCUGGCCUGCAUUUAUAAAGAUAUUAGGUAAAGGCAUAUUAAUUUGUUUAAGGUAUCCUCAGUAGGAAGGGACUCCGAGAUUAUACAACCCUAGCAGGCAGUUUUGUCACUUAUCUGAAAUGACAGGAUGUGCCCAGAGGGUCUUUUCCUGCAACUGAUAUAUUUGAUUUAUAUUGUUUGGUGACGGUGAACCCUCCACAAUGUGAAUAUUUUCCACAUCCUGUAUGCACUUUAAGAGCUUGUCUGUAUUUUGUUCGAAUGUGAACCAUACAGGUGCAAAUAAAUACCAUGUAUAUUCCCA